ACUCCGAUGCUCAUCUCUGGUGGCCGCCCAAGUCUCGAAUCGAUGAUCCAGCGCUUUCGCCCACUCUGCACUUUUGUAGUCCCGUCCAAAAGUAUUUACACAAGCGCUAUACAUACUCGUCUGCGCAGUUACUCAAGAACUUGAAUUAUUAUUGAAUAUCAAAUUAACCGAGAUGCAGCCGAAGAGAUCGUGCACGUGAUAAAUCCUUCCCUCGCACUGAUCGACACUAAUCAUUGCCAAACACUUUUUUCAUGCCAAAAACUGCGACGAGAAGUGGGUAUUACGAUGAAAACAUGGACGUCACAGGAGUAGACGAGGAACGGGAAGUUGAUGAACUAUUGGAGGACAGGACAGACACAGUCACAGAUAACCAAGAGCUGAUGGCAAAACUUCACGAGGCCUGGCAAAUGAUAUGGCCGCUGCAUGUCAUCAUAGAAUGGGUUGAAAAACAGCCUCCGUGUGCAGCGUGUGUGUCACAAUCACGCAAAUGCUACCCUUCAUCGCAAAAGGGUUCGUUGCGUUGUGUGCCAUGCGCACGUUCAAGGGCCAAACCGUGUCCACGAAAACGCCAGUUUCAAAUUGAAAAAUCGGCUGAAGUGCUUCAGCUGACGAUUGAACAGGUUGAGCGGCUCGCACAGCAGGCGGACGCCUCCCCUGUCAAAUUGCCAGUUUCCAACAAGCUAUGGAGGAGUACCACCGAAAAAAACCUUCGUCGUAUUGCACGCAAGUCCUUACCUGGGGGUGCGCACGCCAAGAAUAAUGAAGAUCUGGAUGCCUCGCAAAUUAUUUCUGCCCCUGCCCCGAAUCUCGAACCUCUUUCCCCAGCCCACUCUUCUACCGUUCAAAAUCCAUCGCGACUAUCCCAGAACGCUCCUACCAACUUAACAAUAAGACUUCCAUCUGCCGGCCAGGGUGCAUAUGAACAACGAACCCACCUGGUGGAGCCCGAUCCAACACCUGAAGCUCCUAUUCAUCAUUCGCCUGUCAUUCCUCAAGACUCUCACGUCGCUAUUCAGGAUGUGUCACCCAACGAACGUGCGCUCAGUAUUCUUUCUUCACCACCCUCCUCCGUAGCAGACGGCCCGCCAUCACUUGAUGUGGAUGAUCCAUCUAUCGGAGAUGUCCAGCCUCAACCACUAGUGUUUCAAAAUGGUAAUCCAGCACCCACAGUUCUUACACUUGCUGGAAUCGACGCUGAAAUCGAAGAGGAAUUCGAUGAGAUCCCGGUUGUUUUUGCAAGCGAAUUGGAUCGCGCUGAAGAGGAGAUUGCACGACUUAAGUCUGCCUUGGAAGCACAGGAGAAGGAAGUCGCAAGGCUCCAACGUAAUCUCAAACGACGAGACGAGCAACUCGAGGACAUUCGCGAAGAACUUGACGAAGUCAUUCAUCUCCCUACUCCUCGCGCAACGCCAGCCUCAGAACAUGAAAAUAGUAUGCGAAAGUAUACCGCCUGUCAGUAUGUUGCACGGACUCUGAGAGCCCUGCGCGUAGAUGCUGAAACGGAGGAGGAACGAGAAGCUCUGUUAUUAAAGGCAGAGCGCCAUCUUGGCAGACUCGCUAAUGUGGAGAUGGAAGGCAUAUGGGAUCCCAAGGCCGAUGCAGACGCGCUCUUCAUGGGUCUUGUCAAUGGGUCUUCUGCGAGAGCUGCGAGACACAUGCAAAGAGGAACGGCUAAUCCUACUCCAGCCAAGAUUUCUACGUCUGCAUCCACGAUUUCCCAGCAACGCCCGACUAAACGGAGACGACAGGGAGACUCGGAUUAGCUGUGAUAUUAUUUGAUAUCAGUGCAAGAGCGGUCAUCCAGACCCAUGUUUUGAUGCGUGUACGAUGUUGUACAAUUGCGCACGUACAACAUACGCAUGUGAUAGCAGAUAUUUAGCUUGAGUGUUGUACGAAAGUGUUGUUCGUCAUGUUACUGAUGAUGAUGUACGACCAGCUCUCUACAGUUGCAACCUGAACCUUGACGUCGACAUAUGAUUUGGAGGGAUCGGGCUCGCUAACUUUGUAUCUUGUUCAUACUCCAGUGUGUUUUCAGUGACCACCGCACCACUCAUCGACAGGUAUAUACUUAUGGCAAACCAAUUUUGAAAUUGCCGUCCUGACAUAUGUACAAAUACCCUAGGUGCCAAUCAAAACAUUGUGAAUGGGUACUAUCAUGUUCCACUUGUGCCUUACAUAUUCUAGUCUACUCUCUGCACUGCCUUAUCUGUGAUCCUGUGUGACUGCUUGCUCUGAAUCCGAC
Suillus bovinus is the source of this 2242-nucleotide messenger RNA. RefSeq lists its product as uncharacterized. The record is from RefSeq and is a predicted model, not a curated record. The coding region runs from base 252 to 1763 and encodes 503 amino acids. Lineage: Eukaryota; Fungi; Basidiomycota; Agaricomycetes; Boletales; Suillaceae. The transcript is spliced from 2 exons.